AUGAACAUUGUUAAAAUUCAGCCCAGUCUCAGAACAACACCGACAACAUCUUUGACAACUGGUACAACUGAGUCCACCUCCAGUUCCACAACAGAAACACCAACAACUACAUCAACAACUGAGACCACUACCAGUACUACAUCAGGAACAACACCAACAACAUCUUUGACAACUGGCACAACUGAGUCCACCACCAGUUCCACAACAGAAAUAACUCCAUCAACAUCUGGGACCACCACUACAUCAGAAACGACACCAACAACUGAGACCACAACCAGCACUACAUCAGGAACAACACCAACAACAUCUUUGACAACUGGCUCAACUGAGUCCACCACCGGUUCCACAACAGAAACAACUACAUCAACAUCUGGGACCACCACCAUUACUACACCAGAAACAACAGCAACAACAUCAUCAACUGAGGCCACUACCAGCACUAAACCAGGAUGCACAGACUACUCAGGAAACUUCAGAAAUAAUGGUGAUGAAUGGUCUGAUCAAAAUAAUACAUGUAUUUACUACAGAUGUUCAGGAGACAUGGUGAUAGAGACAGAAAUAACAUGCUUUUAUAAUUCAACCUGUGAUGAGAUUGACAAAAAAUGGGAUGACCGUCACUGUUGCUAUUACUGCCCUCAGCGAGUGACACAAUGUAAAGUUCAACCAAAAUCGCUUACAAUCAUUAAGGAUAACUGUACUGCAACAGUUGAACUUAAUUCAUGUCAAGGAAAUUGCAAAUCAUUUUCCAUGUUUGACUACACAAUAGGUAAAAUGAAACACAACUGUGAGUGCUGCGAAGAACAAACGACUGAAACAAAGGAAGUAACAUUGGCGUGUGGUAAUGGAUCGAGUAAACAGUACUCGUAUAUUUCUGCAAAAACAUGUCAGUGCUCUAUUUGUGAAAAUAGUGCUCCGUGAAAUGGAAUUUUAAACUGAAUGCCAAUUUUUACUUGGUAACCUCUGUUUGAUUUAUUUUAAGCAAACAUUACUUGGUGAUGUUUGAAAAAUCCGAAGUGUCUUUUAUUCCUAACUACAUGGCUUUUCACAAUAUAUCUUUCCUCCAAAUGAUCAUUCAAUGCAAAACUAAAA
Molecule: messenger RNA, 1089 nt
Organism: Leucoraja erinaceus (little skate)
Lineage: Eukaryota; Metazoa; Chordata; Chondrichthyes; Rajiformes; Rajidae
Product: integumentary mucin C.1-like
Exons: 14
Coding region: 1-918 (305 amino acids)
Source: RefSeq, a predicted model, not a curated record